AUGGCCGCUGCCAUUCGUCCGCCCGCCAAUGCUUUUGUUGCCGAAAUGCGCAAGGUAUACAAUCCAGUCGGCUUCGGCAAAGGCUACAACUUUGUUCUCUGGUUCAUCUUCUGCGGUGCCCUUUUUGGCUUCUGCCUCGCUCGUUUCAUGUAUCUCGAUUUUGAUGGCGUGUACUGCCCUCUGGACGCCAAGGGCGGCCCAAACUCUGCGGGCCCUGGCGAGUGUUAUUCUUACAAGUCACACCCAGUCUAUCUGAUUGGUAUCAAGAUGCAUCUGUUCACUAUUGUCCCGGGCGCAUUUUUGGCUUGCUUCCAAUUUGUUCCCUUUAUUCGACUGAAUUACAUCAUUGUCCAUCGCAUCAAUGGUUACCUGGUGCUGCUGCUUAGCUUGCUGGCCACAGUCGGCGCCUUUAUGAUCGCUCGCGUCUCAUUCGGCGGAAGUAUCGGCAUUCAAAUAGUUGCUGGCCUCCUAGGCAUCAUGUUUUUGAGCUCACUGGCUAUUGCCCUAUACAAUAUUAAGACUCUGCAGCUGGAGCAGCACCGUGCGUGGAUGCUGAGAGCCUGGUUCUACGCCGGAAGUAUAAUCACCAGUCGACUUAUCAUGUUCAUCAGCGCCACGAUAAUUUCUAAUCAAGGGCCCUACUACGCGCCAAUGAGCUGCGCCAAGCUCGCGUCAUUCUACAGCAAUGCCACAGCUCUAGAAGGUGCUCACCCUGCCUGCUCUGACCUAUCGGCGUGGUCUAUUGUUCGAGCAAAUAUGUCUGGGGAAGCGAAAAAUGUAGCCGCGUCAUUGGACAUCACAUUUGGCGCUGCUGUGUGGUUGGCGCUUGCGAUCCAUGCCAUAGGGGUGGAAUUUUACCGAGCGACUUCGAAAGAUCUCAUAUCAGCGACAAUUGGAGGCAGGGUUCUUGAAGCCGGGUCGUGCUGGAUUAACUGCAGACCGUAUUGGUGA
This is a messenger RNA of Akanthomyces muscarius, 951 nucleotides long. RefSeq lists its product as uncharacterized. Bases 1 to 951 code for a protein of 316 amino acids. NCBI's taxonomy places the organism in Eukaryota, Fungi, Ascomycota, Sordariomycetes, Hypocreales, Cordycipitaceae. The record is from RefSeq and is a predicted model, not a curated record. The transcript is spliced from 3 exons.